This is a messenger RNA of Sinocyclocheilus grahami, 1891 nucleotides long. RefSeq lists its product as uncharacterized. The record is from RefSeq and is a predicted model, not a curated record. Bases 129 to 1649 code for a protein of 506 amino acids. NCBI's taxonomy places the organism in Eukaryota, Metazoa, Chordata, Actinopteri, Cypriniformes, Cyprinidae. The transcript has 7 exons.
GCCAAGUGGAGGAGCCAUCCUUCAAGGAUACGACAAACGCAAUUCAACAACAUAAAAAUAUAAAGUAAACUCAUUGAUCAUCUUUAUUAAAUUCGGAUUCUGCACAGCUCUACAAAAACAGGAGGAACAUGUUAUUGGUCUUUCUAUUAUUAAUGGCUGGUGGAGAGACAAGUAAAACUGUGAACAUGUCGGUGACAGAGGGGGAUGCUGUCACUCUACAAUCUGAUCUUUCGGAAAUAUUGAAUGAUGAUACAGUAUUAUGGAUGUUUGGACCUAAAGACACUCUCAUAUCUCAAAUCCGAAGAGAGGAUGACCUGACCUCAUUUUUCGUCACCGAUGAUGUGGGAUUCAGAGGCAGAUUGCAGGUGGAUCAAAACACUGGCUCUCUCACCAUCAGAAACACCAGAAUCAGACACUCUGGACAAUAUAAACUAUCCUUCUCUAGAGAAAAGACUACAAUCAAGAUAUUUAAUGUUACUGUCUUUGUUGUGGUUGGUAAGACGGACGGAGUUAAGUCAUUGUCAUUGUCAGUGCUGGAGGGAGAUCCUGUCACUCUACAUACUGAUUCUGAAAUACACCAAGAUGCUCUGAUGCUGUGGAGGUAUGGUGAUAAAGGCAUGCUCCUGGCUAAAAUUGACUUUGAGACAAAUGAGACCUCACUAACCGAUGCUGAUGAGGGAUUCAAAGAUCGACUGCAGCUGGAUCAGACCGGAUCUCUGACCAUCACAAACACCAGAACCACAGACUCUGGACUUUAUGAACUACAGAUCAGAGGCAGUGAGAGCUUGCAGAGAUUCCUGGUUUCUGUAAGUGAUGCAGGUCUUUCUUCGAGUGUUAUAGCAGGAAUAGUUGUUGGUGUUAUUGUUCCUGUUCUGCUGAUCCUGAUUGCCUUUGUGAUCUACUAUCGCCGCAGGAUUUAUAAAUUAAAAAUGCAAAUGGUCGAAGAGAAGAAAGAGACAGUGACAGAGGGAGAAUCUAUCACUCUACACGCUGGUCUUACUGGAACACAGGGAGAUGUUACGAUGAAGUGGUGCUAUGAAACUGAUGACAAUCUCAUUGCUGAAAUUAAAAGAGGGACCAAAAGGACACAGGAGGGUGCUGAUGGGAGAUUCAGGAGCAAACUGAGGCUGGAUGACAAGACUGGAGAUCUCACUAUCAGUAACGUCAGGACCAUUCACUCUGGACUCUUUAAACUCAAGCUCAGCAGCAGAGCCAGAAAAACCAUCAACAAGAGAUUCAUUGUUACCGUCAAUGUGAAGUCAUUGUCAGCGACGGCAGGAGGUUCUGUCACUCUCCAGACUAAUGCUAAAAUACAGAGCGAUGAUCUGAUACUGUGGACGCUUGGAGCUGAAAACGUUCUCGUUGUUAAAAAAGAUUCAGGAACAACUACUGUUAAUGAGAGAUUCAGAGGCAGACUUAGGUUGGGCAAGACGACUGCAUCUCUGACCAUCACAAACCUCACAAAUACAGACUCUGGACAUUUUAAACUGCAGAUCAUCAACACUAAAAAGACCACAUUCAGGAGAAUCAACGUGACUGUCACCGGUUCCACAGGAAACCAAGUGAGUGAAUUAGAGACUGCAGUAAUGCUGCUGUCGGACGAUGUGGAUGGAGUGAAUGAGCAGGAAGAGACAUGGUCACUUCAAUGAAAUAAGACAUGCCCACCAGUGCGCCAACACUGACAUCAACAUUUGACCUCAACAAAUUUCUGCUUUUAUGAAAGUGAGAAACUUUUACUCUUAACACUCAGGAUGCGUGACACUUUCCCAUGAUCUGUAGCGCUGCAAUUACCAACCACUGGUAUUGGGAAAGUUUUUGAUUCUCCAAAAACGGUGCACAGUUCUUAAAAUAACCUGUUUUUAUUAAUGUGAAGAAUACUUUAAAGGGGUCG